AGCAGAAAGCAGCGGGAAUUUAUAAAUGAUACAUAUAAAGACGAACAUUAUUGGGAAAAGCGUCGUAAGAAUAACGACGCUGCGAGACGUUCACGUGAAAAACGACGUUACCAUGACAUGGUGUUAGAAAAUCGGAUUUGUGACCUCAGCAAAGAGAAUAGCGACCUUCGCAGCGAGCUUUCUGCCAUAAAAAGAAAAUUUAAUCUA
This is a messenger RNA of Lottia gigantea (owl limpet), 207 nucleotides long. RefSeq lists its product as hypothetical. NCBI's taxonomy places the organism in Eukaryota, Metazoa, Mollusca, Gastropoda, Lottiidae. The annotation marks the transcript as partial. Gene Ontology annotation, biological process: circadian rhythm; regulation of DNA-templated transcription. The record is from RefSeq and is a predicted model, not a curated record. Gene Ontology annotation, molecular function: DNA binding; DNA-binding transcription factor activity. The transcript has a single exon. Gene Ontology annotation, cellular component: nucleus.